Molecule: messenger RNA, 1000 nt
Organism: Phragmites australis (common reed)
Lineage: Eukaryota; Viridiplantae; Streptophyta; Magnoliopsida; Poales; Poaceae
Exons: 7
Coding region: 67-708 (213 amino acids)
Cellular component (GO): nucleus
Source: RefSeq, a predicted model, not a curated record
UGUCUGUUCGCAACCCGUUUCCAUUUGUUUCGGGCGGCGAAGGCCCAAGGGGAGCGAGUCGGAGCAAUGGCCGGGCAGGACACGACGCCGAGCUCCAAGGCGGCGGCACCGCCGACGACCAUCCGGCUCGUCAACUUCAUCUCCGAGGACCAGCUCGAUGAGGUGAAGCGGACGCGAGGGGAGCGGGUGGAGGACGGGACCGCGCAGCGAGACAAACCUCUCUUCCAGGUCCUACAGGAGAACAAGGAGAAGAAGGACGCAGAGUUCAACGAGCGGUUCAAGCACAGACCUCCAAAAGCCUUGGAUGAGGACGAGACAGAGUUCCUCGAAAAAUUAACAUUGUCAAGGAGGGAAUAUGAACAGCAGGUGUCCAAUGAAGAAGAAGAACAACUCCGCAGUUUCCAUGAGGCUGUAGCUGCCCGGUCCAAUAUUGUUCUUGAACAAGAGACUCCUACUGUCUCUAGACCUGAGGAGAGCAGGCCUAAGCCAUCUACGAAGAGGAGCCAGCCUGCAAUCCUGAAAAACGUAAUAAUUUCUGUGAAGCCACAAGCCAAGAAACCGAAGGUUGACACGGAAGCUAAGCCUCCUCCGAAGGAGCCAUCUUCAAAUGGGUAUGACGCAGACCUAAAGCCACCAGAUGACACCAGGGGCUCGCUUGGCUCUCUUGUGGCAUACGACGACGACGAGAGUGGUGACGACAAAGAUUGACAACGGUGUUUCACAAGUCAGGUAUACGGAUAACCCAGGACUACUGGAAGAGAUACAAUGGAGCAGCAGACGUGAGGUUUGUUGCUUGAUGAGAGGCAAAAUAGGCUUCUUUUGCAGAUCCCUGCGCAUCAAAAGCGUCAUCCAGAAUAUUCUUGUAUGUAUUGUCCAAGGUUUUGAUGUGAUGUGGCCAUGGGUCCAAGACAAUCCUUACGAGUGAUAACCGCUAAUUUAGAAAUCGAUGUACCAAGUACCUGCACUUAUGAUUUAUCUGAUCUGCCGGUUUUGUCUGCAA